GUUGUCGCCACUUUUGCUGCAAAACGGUCAGUGAAACUGCAGCGUGCAGACGCUAUGAAGACAGUUUUGCUUCUGCUCUUGUUGAGCAUCUGCCGGACGUCAGCCCACAGUCGUGCUUCUUUGAAGGUCAUUCCCAACUGGUCUCAGUUUUUUGAGUACGAGAAAAUUACUCUCAGCUGUGACGAGAUAACCUCUGGUGAAUGGACGGUGUGGAGAUACACUGCAGAAGGAUUGAAACUGUCUGACUGCACCUCGGGUUGGGGUACUGAGUCUUCCCCUACCUGUGAAAUGAAGACAGUCAAGCGUUCUAAUUCAGGUGUUUACUGGUGCCAGUCCACACAUGGUCACAGCAGUAAUGCCAUCAACAUCGCUGUCAGUG
Haplochromis burtoni (Burton's mouthbrooder) is the source of this 379-nucleotide messenger RNA. Its product is annotated as Fc receptor-like B. Gene Ontology annotation, biological process: cell surface receptor signaling pathway. Gene Ontology annotation, molecular function: transmembrane signaling receptor activity. Lineage: Eukaryota; Metazoa; Chordata; Actinopteri; Cichliformes; Cichlidae. The record is from RefSeq and is a predicted model, not a curated record.